GAUGUCCCAGGCGCCUGGCCUCGAUAGCCCGCCGCCCCUCCCUUGGCGCUUGGCUCUCGACGGCGUCCGGGGCGUGGCCGUUCCCUCGAGAGCCCCGUCCCUGAGCGGACCCGCCCACCUCUGAGAGGUAUGUCUUUGCAAAACGCCACUCUUUCCAGAGAGGGAAACACAGAAGCAGAGAUUAUGGCUGCUGUGUUUUUUUCUGUUGGACCUCUGAGCCCUGAAGUUACCAAGCCAGAUGAAGAUCUUCACCUUCAGGCAGAAGAAACAGAAUUGGUAAAGGAAUCAGUGACAUUUAAGGAUGUGGCUAUAGACUUCACAUUGGAGGAGUGGAGGUUGAUGGACCCUACACAGAGGAACCUGCAUAAGGAUGUAAUGCUGGAGAAUUACAGGAAUCUGGUCUUUGUGGGGCUUGCAGUUUCCAAACCAGACAUGAUAUCUCAUUUGGAGAAUGGGAAAGGACCAUGGGUGACGGUGAGAGAAAUUUCAAGAAUUCCCUAUCCUGACCUGGAGACCAAACCUGCAACCAAGAAUGCUACACGAACAAAGGAUGUUUCUGAAGAUUUAUCACAGCAGGCCAUAGUAGAGAAACAUACAGAGAAUAGUCUAUGGGAUUCCAGAAUGGAAGGGUUAUGGAAAUGGAAUGAUAGGAUAUUGAGAUUACAAAAUAAUCAGGAGAAUCAUUUGAGUCAAAGAAUAAUUACACUCAAGAAGACUCCCACUAGUCAAAGAGGCUUUAGAUUUGAAUCUAUUCUUAUUCCAGAACCAGGUGUUCCCACAGAAGAGGUUCAUAGUAGAUACCAAACACAAGAGGAAAAUUUCGCAGAAAAUAUGGAUUUGAUUACAGAUACCCAUUUGAGAAAGAUAAUUUGCAAGGAAAUGAAAGGCAGCAAAGCCAUAAGGCAGACUUCAGAACUUACUUUGGGGAAAAAAUCCAAUAAUAAGGAAAAACCCUACAAAUGCAGUACCUGUGAAAAGGCCUUUCGUUAUAGGUCAUUGCUCAUUCAGCAUCAAAGAACUCACACUAAAGAAAAACCUUAUGAAUGUAAUGAAUGUGGGAAAACAUUCAGCCAGCCUUCAUAUCUCAGUCAGCACAAAAAAAUUCACACUGGAGAAAAACCCUAUAAAUGUAAUGAAUGUGGAAAGGCCUUCAUUGCUUCUUCAUCACUUAUGGUACAUCAGAGAAUUCACACUAAAGAGAAACCUUAUCAGUGUAAUGUGUGUGGGAAAUCUUUUAGCCAGUGUGCCCGUCUUAAUCAGCACCAGAGAAUUCAAACUGGUGAGAAACCUUAUAAAUGUAGUGAAUGCGGGAAAGCUUUUAGUGAUAAGUCAAAACUUGCAAGACAUCAGGAAACUCACAAUGGUGAGAAACCCUACAAAUGUGAUAAUUGUGGGAAAGCCUUUAGGAAUAAGUCGUAUCUUAGUGUACAUCGGAAGACCCAUACUGAAGAGAAACCAUAUCAGUGCAAUGAGUGUGGGAAGUCUUUUAAGAAUACCACAAUUUUUAAUGUGCAUCAGAGGAUUCAUACUGGAGAGAAACCUUUUAGAUGUAAUGAAUGUGGAAAAGCCUAUAGAAGUAAUUCAAGCCUUAUCGUACAUAUAAGAACCCACACUGGGGAAAAACCCUAUGAAUGUAAUGAAUGUGGGAAAGCAUUCAACCGCAUUGCAAAUUUCACAGAACAUCAGCGGAUUCACACAGGAGAAAAACCCUAUAAAUGUAAUGAAUGUGGGAAGGCGUUCAUUAAUUAUUCAUGCCUUACUGUACACCACAGAAUGCAUACAGGAGAGAAACCUUAUAAAUGUAAUGAAUGUGGAAAGGCCUUCAUGCGUUCUUCUUCUCUAAUUAUACAUCAGCGUAUUCAUACUGAAGAGAAACCUUAUCUGUGCAAUGAAUGCGGGGAGUCUUUCAGAAUAAAAUCACACUUAACUGUACAUCAGAGAAUUCACACUGGAGAGAAACCAUAUAAAUGUACUGACUGCGAGAGGGCCUUCACCAAAAUGGUAAAUCUCAAGGAGCAUCAGAAAAUUCAUACUGGAGUGAAACCCUAUAAAUGUUAUGAUUGUGGAAAGUCCUUUAGGACUAAAUCAUACCUUAUUGUACAUCAAAGGACACAUACUGGAGAAAAACCAUAUAAAUGUAAUGAAUGUGAGAAAGCCUUCACUAAUACAUCACAGCUUACCGUGCACCAACGAAGGCAUACUGGAGAGAAGCCCUAUAAAUGUAAUGAAUGUGGAAAGGUUUUCACAAGUAACUCAGGCUUUAAUACACAUCAAAGAACACAUACUGGAGAGAAACCAUUUAAAUGUAACGACUGUGGGAAAGCAUUUAGCCAGAUGGUACAUGUCACAGAACACCAGAAAAUCCACAGUGGAGAGAAGCCCUAUAAGUGUGAUGUCUGUGGAAAAGCCUUCAGGAGAGGUUCUUACCUUACAGUGCAUUGGAGAACACACACUGGAGAAAAACCCUACACCUGUAAGGAAUGUGGAAAGGGUUGUAUUACUGUAUCACAGCUAACCUUACAUCAGAGAAUUCAUACUGGGGAGAGGCCCUAUAAAUGUGAAGAAUGUGGAAAAGCCUUCAGAACUAACUCAGACUUUACUGUACACUUGAGGAUGCAUACUGGAGAAAAACCCUAUAAAUGUAAUGAAUGUGGAAAAGCCUUCAGGAGUAGUUCAAGCCUUACUGUACAUCAAAAAAUACAUCAGAGAGAAACUCAGUCAAUAUGAAGAUGGUAAGUCAUUCAUCCAGAUGUCAACUCCAGAAGAUGAAUCUUAUAAACUAUAUAUUAUGAAUAUAGGAAAAUCUUCAUUAGGAAUUCAGAAAUUAUACAGAGAAGCUCUAUAAACAAUUAUGUAGGAAAUAAUAAUAUUAAUUUGUAGAAGUUAUAAGAAAACUCUCACUAGAGGAAAAUAAUGAACAAAUGAAAGCUUUUAUCCAGAUUUUAUACUUUACUCUUUUAACAAAUUAUCUUCAGUUAAUUGCCUAUAUAUGUAUUUGCCUAUUUUUCUAUUCAUUUAUCUGUCUUUUCUUAUAAACUUAGAGGAACUUUUAAUACAUUUUAGGUAUUAAUCAUUUGUCAUUAUGUAACAUGUUUUUCCUAAUCUAGCAUUUGCCUUUAUACUUUUUAGUAAUGGCACAACAUUUUUUUAAGAAAAUAUAUCAUUUUCUUUUUAGAUUUUUUAUUUACUCAUUUUACUUAAAACAGAUCUCCUUAAUGCCUAGGUUAUACGUAGCAUCCUAAAUUUCUUUUUAAGAUUUUGAUGAUUUUAUUUUUUACAUUUAAGUCUUUAAUCCCCCUGGACUGGAUGGUUCUUCAUAGGAGAGCAACUCUAAGUGAUAAUUAACCCAUGAAAAGAUUUUGAACCUAAAAAGUACUCAGGGAAAUGAAAAUGGAAAUGAGCAGUGAGAUGAAACUUCCCCUUCAUGGAUUUGGUAAAUGUUAAGAGAUCUUUUGCUAUUGGGGUUUGGAAAACCAUGUAUCCUUAUUUAAAGGUUACAUAACAUAUUUCCACCAUCAGUCCAACAAUAUACAUUUAAAAGCUUAAAACAUAUAUACUGUUAGGCCCAGCAGUCUCACUUUUGGGAUCUGUCCAAUAGAAACAAAAGCAGCAUCAAUGCAUAAGAAUAUAAAUAAACAUGUUUGUUGAAGUAUUGUUUGUAGAAGGGGCAAAGCCCCAACUGCAAACACAGUGAAUGCCCAUUAAUAUGGGAAAUGGUUAGAUAAAUUGUGACAUAUCCAUAUUAUGGAACAGUGUGAGAGUAAUUUUUUAAAUGAAUUAUAUACUAGCUGAUUUCAAUGUAUUUCCACAAUGUAUGAUAAAUAAUUGCUUUAUAGCAGAAAUGUAUAUAUACAGUAUUUCAUUUUUGUUAAAAUAAUCAUACUCAUUAUUUUGUAUUUAUGUGUGUGUGUGAUUAGAUGCACAUGGAGACAGGUAUGGAAGAAUAUACACCAGGCUGUUGAUAUUGAUUACCUUGAGGGGAGGGAGCAAAGGAGAAAUAGAGAUGAGGGGAGAGUGUAAAAACAGAAAAAUGUAAAUGCAACACAUAUGGUAUAAAACUGUGUAUGUAAUAUUAUGUAUUUAUGUGAACAUUUGAGAGAGAUGAAUGAAAGCAUGUUCUCCAAAAAAUUAAUGAUGGUUAUUUCUGUUUUAGUGAAGUGUCAGGUAUUUUUUGUUUUUUUUUUUUUACUUUCUUUUCUGUGUUUUUAAGUUAAAUUUUUCUUUGCAAUGAACAUACAAUAUUUAUAUAAAAAGGAAAAAUCUUUU
Messenger RNA from Sapajus apella (tufted capuchin), 4266 nucleotides. RefSeq names its product zinc finger protein 594 (gene ZNF594). The record is from RefSeq and is a predicted model, not a curated record. The transcript has 6 exons. Gene Ontology annotation, molecular function: DNA-binding transcription repressor activity, RNA polymerase II-specific. NCBI's taxonomy places the organism in Eukaryota, Metazoa, Chordata, Mammalia, Primates, Cebidae. Bases 130 to 2727 code for a protein of 865 amino acids. Gene Ontology annotation, biological process: negative regulation of transcription by RNA polymerase II.